UUGGAUAUGUGCACAAAGGAUGAUGAAAACCCCUUUCCUCAUCGUAGAAGUAAAAUAAAAUAGGCUUUCGCGCACACUGGAUUUACCUCUUGCCAUUCCAUAUGAAGAAGUCAAAACAUUUCCUGCUGGGCGACAUGUGUUGGGCAAAGUUAAACCUUUACUACUUGGAGGAGAGCUUGAAGGAUUUAUCUGAAAAGUUUGGAAACAUUUCAUCUAAUAAUCUCAACAUACAAAUACUCAUCCAAUUCAUUGAAGAGAAGCGGAUAGGAAUCAGUAAUAUGGAUACACAAAUGUUAGAGUUUGAGUGCCACUACAGAGAUGAUAAGUGGGAAACAGGGAAAUACUUUAACUUUGUCGAGGAGGUGUGUAAUACUGCAGACAGAGAAAGACUUGAAGAGGAAUGUGAUCCACCUCCCUGUCCCACCACACCGAUACCAACAGAAGAAUCCUCUUCAGCUCAGUAUACGUCAGGCCAAGACACGUCACACAGUAUCGCUACUAAAGAAAUAGCGCGCUCAUCAGCUUCGUUGCCAAGUCCCCUUCGCCAGGUGGUGGAGAAAAGCCUUUUCUCCUUACUGUUUAUCCCACUGCUGGCCCUAAUCUUCCUGCUUGUGUGGAAGGUCAGGUCAAGAAGGAACGUAGAGCAUCCUCGAUCAAAUCGUGGAGAAGAAGAAGGCUUCACAGAACCAGAUCCGAUGGCACCUCAGCCGGACAGUGAAACGUCAGAAAAAAAUGCGCUGAACAUCCCCACAGAAGUGUAAAGYUCUGCAAGUUCGAGUGCACCAGCAUAUUUGGGCUGUGCUCUUCUCUCUCUCUCUCUUUUUCAUCUGUUGGUGUUCAAAGGUGAAAGACAAAC
Poecilia reticulata (guppy) is the source of this 856-nucleotide messenger RNA. It is a transcript of the gene kitlga, whose product is annotated as kit ligand a. Gene Ontology annotation, biological process: cell adhesion; positive regulation of cell population proliferation. The record is from RefSeq and is marked provisional. Gene Ontology annotation, cellular component: plasma membrane. Lineage: Eukaryota; Metazoa; Chordata; Actinopteri; Cyprinodontiformes; Poeciliidae. Gene Ontology annotation, molecular function: stem cell factor receptor binding; cytokine activity.